AUGAAAAUGGUGGGUGCAGAAGAAAUUAAAGACAUUGAACCAAAUUGUGUGGGCAUCCGUGCCAUUCAUUCCCCCCAUACAGGCAUUGUAGACUGGAGACAAGUGGCCAUAAGUUAUGGAGCCAAUUUUGAGAGGGCAGGCGGCAAGAUAUUUACAGAAUUUGCAGUAGAUUCAUUUUCUACUGACAAUCCUGAUUAUCCAGUCACUAUUCUUGGGGACACAAAAAAGGGUCAGAAAGUCCAUUGUAAAUAUCUGAUCACAUGCGGGGGUUUACAUUCAGACCGACUGGCUGAAAAAUCUGGGUGUCACCGGGAACCUCGAAUUGUUCCAUUUCGAGGAGACUAUCUUCUGCUGAAGCCUGAGAAAAGCAACAUGGUCAAUGGAAACAUCUAUCCAGUUCCAGAUCCAAAGUUUCCCUUUCUUGGGGUGCAUUUCACUCCCAGAAUGGAUGGCAGUGUUUGGCUCGGUCCAAAUGCAGUUCUCUCAUUUAAAAGAGAAGGAUACAAAAUGUUUGCCUUCAGUCUCAGAGAUACAAUUGAUGCCUUAAGUUAUCGAGGAUUAAGAAAGAUUGCCUUAAAGAAUCUAAAAUUUGGUAUGGGUGAAAUGUAUCGAAGUAUUGCCAUAGAAGCACAAGUCAGACAGUUACAAAGGUUUGUCCCAACCCUGAAAUUGGAAGAUGUUACCAGAGGUCCUUCUGGUGUUCGAGCACAGGCUUUGGACCGUGAUGGAAAUCUUGUUGACGAUUUUGUAUUCGACACUGGCAAAAGUGACUUAGCACAUCGCAUUCUUCACGUGCGCAAUGCACCUUCCCCAGCUGCCACAUCAUCAUUAGCCAUUGCUGGAAUGGUAGCAGACAAAGUUGAUAAACUCUUCCAGUUAUGA
Molecule: messenger RNA, 882 nt
Organism: Acanthosepion pharaonis
Lineage: Eukaryota; Metazoa; Mollusca; Cephalopoda; Sepiida; Sepiidae
Source: the annotation of a GenBank genome assembly